GUAGAAAAAUCGAGCAGUUUUUUUCAUUUUUCUAAUGACACACAACCGAUUUCAGCUUAACGGGGGGUCCAGAUUGCACGCACACAAGCGCAAAUGAACACGAUGACACGCACACAUUGAGACUCGCUGUCAGUUCGUUCUGAUGGCUUGAAAACAGGCAAAAAGUUGGGUUAUGUGUGGAUUGUAAACAUUCUGUUCGUUCAAUUCACACAAGCUUGUGCCUCAACAUCAUCUCUGCCGCGCCACCGCCUACUUGCAGUAUAUCUGUUACUUUCUUCGCUUGUUGUACUGUGAAUGAGAGAAGGAGACAUAUUAUUCAGGAAAAUGGAUUUCAACAAUAAUGUUGAGGAAAAACUAGGCGACACCAUCCCAGUCAAACCGUCGAGCAAAAAACUUGAAGCAGCAAUUUCAACCGGAUCAGCUCUACUUAAAAAUGAAAAGUGCCCUACUUAUCCAUCCCAGAAUCAUCAAAAUUCCCUACCUCCUGCCGUGCCACCACGAUCCUCCUCAUUGCCCCGACCAAAUCCUCAAUUAAUCUUAAAAACGAACAUAGCCUCACCAAUUCCUUUUCCCAUCGCACCCCCUCGAACCACAUCCUUGUCCACGCAAAGCUUUCCGGUGCAAUCCAUUUCCUUUCGAGCCAUAAGCACUCCCGCUUCCGAUCCGAAUAAUACUUUCAAAUUAAACUCGCCCACCAUACCACCACGAUCCUCUUCCUUAAUGAUGCCAAAUUCUAGUCCAGUUCAGAAUAUCACGUUUCUUCCAAAAGUCCCGGUUAACACCGAAAGUGCAUCGCAUCCUCCUACCUUACCACCACGAUCUUGUUCUGUGUCCCUUCCUGAGCCCAACAGAAAACUCAAUCCAACUGAAAAUUUAACACAGUUGGAUCGUAUUGAAAAACAGUUGAACAUUCUGUCCAAAGUAGCUUGUCACACACAAUUUGUGACGAACUUAGUUUUAGACAAUCUCUGCAACAAAGACUCAAAUUCGGAAAGGAAUCCGCUAAUCAAAAAAAUGGAAACUCUCGACAUGUUAGAAGAAAUGGAGAGAAAAUUGAAACAUGAAAGUUUAUACAUGGCAAAGACGAUUUGCCUUUUGUUAAGUGCAUUAAAAGGGACCGACAAUGUCCAAGAAAGACUAUCGAUAACACUAGAUUUGUUAUUCGAUCGCGAUUUUUUUUCCAAGUUUAGUUGGACAGGUGUUGGGUUUCCGGAAGCCAAGAUUCCAUUAGAAAAAUACGUCUAUAUUAUAAGUUUAUUUAAAUUCGUAGGAGGCACUAGCUUUAUAGAUGACACAGCUACGGUUUCACACGAAACAGUGAAGACUUUUCUAGUUGAUAAGCUAAAUCACGGAAAAGCACGAAGUUUAGUGAAAGGGUUGCGACAUACGGUGAAACGUAAAAAAGAAUUAUAGAAAAGAAUUAUGUAUAUAUGUAUAAGUUAAGUAUAUAUAUAAGUGUUUUAUUGAAUUAAUGAUUUAGGCAUUUAUACAGUUGGAAUAUUAGCUGUGAUUCAAGUUGUGAUAUGAACUAUGUAGGAGUAAACGUUUAUGAAUUUAAUGGGUAAAAAUUAUAUAUGAAAUACCAACAAUCUGUUCUAGUUCUUAAGGCAUUUCCUCCUUGCAUUUUGCCUUAUCCCGGGCAUACUCGGCAACUUUAUUCUACUCAUUUUAAUACAAAACUAAUAAAAAAAUAAACUAAUAAAAAUAUUUACCUAAACUUAAACCUUAACUACCUAUUCUAAACCUAACAGCUUACAUAUUUUAAUUAUGAUCUAACUUUCAAGUGUAUGUAAAAGAGGACUGAAAUAAAAUGUAUUACCCUGAUCUAAACUAA
Anopheles coluzzii is the source of this 1834-nucleotide messenger RNA. RefSeq lists its product as uncharacterized. The transcript is spliced from 2 exons. Lineage: Eukaryota; Metazoa; Arthropoda; Insecta; Diptera; Culicidae. The record is from RefSeq and is a predicted model, not a curated record. The coding region runs from base 295 to 1413 and encodes 372 amino acids.